Pyricularia pennisetigena is the source of this 597-nucleotide messenger RNA. RefSeq lists its product as uncharacterized. Lineage: Eukaryota; Fungi; Ascomycota; Sordariomycetes; Magnaporthales; Pyriculariaceae. The record is from RefSeq and is a predicted model, not a curated record. The transcript has 3 exons. The coding region runs from base 1 to 597 and encodes 198 amino acids.
AUGGUGCGAACUUCCACAUACGCCAUCGCCCUUCUGGGCAGCGUCGUGGCCAUGACGGCUGCGCAAAGGACCCAAGAGGAGCUGGACAAGCUUAACGCCGUCGGCAGAUGCAUCAACAAGUGCUUCGACAAGAGCUUCGCGCCAGGCUCGUGCACAAACGACCCGGCAUGCACAUGCAACCAGGAGAAGAUGCGCAACGACUACAUGUGCUGCGAGGUCAAGGAGUGCGCCAACAUCAACGAGGUCGCUACAGAGCGGGUCGCUGAGCAUCUGGAGAGGACAUGGCAGGCCUGCGGGCCGCUCGAGCACAACCGGCCGUUUGACAAGCCCGACGUGGAAAAGCUGUGCGGCGUGAGCCUCAAGGUGUCGUCCUCGUCCUCGCCCUCGUCCACCGCUGCUCCGAUCGGCAGCUCUACCAUCGCUUCUUCGCCAUCAAGCACCGCCGCCGCCCAGACGACCGGCACCUCUGCUCCGGCCGGUGCUUCCACGAGCGCCUCGUCUCCGGGAUCGACCGGCGCCGCCGCCGCAGUGAGGGGGAGCUUUGUGCUGCCUGGAUUGGCCGCCGUUGUUGCGGGAUUGGGCCUGGCUCUCUGCUGA